ACUUGCGGCGGCAGGCGGGAAGCGAAGACUGUCUGUCGAGAUGUCACAUGCACCCCCCCUUAUCGGGUUCGUCGCCGUCAAUUGGUCGUUCGCGGGGCUAGGAGACAACCGAGAGGGUCGUAGCGAGGACUAUCGAGAGUUAGAAUCGUGGACUUUGGCGAUCAGCAAAGCUCGAAAGUCGCGGGCCUGGGGGACGUUGCGACGGAGGGAUCCGCACUGGGAGAAGCAGAGAGGCAUACCGGCAGAGGUGGUCUAAAAUUGGGCGACGUUUUCCUUCUCCAUGACAAGACCGUGAUCCCCCCUUACCUUCGCUGACGGGGAAAACGGACCGUGCACGGUCCACCAAAUGGAACACGACAUACGCGGCUCUGCGAAGCUGUGGGUCGGUGGUCACCUUUUAACGUUUAUUUGGCGUGGACAGCCAGACGACUUCCAAGCUUCCAGACACCUUCAGUGAACAAGCCGGAGUCGAAUUUUCAGGUUAUCCUCCCAGUUCACAAUGUCUCAACUCAACACAUCAACCACCGCAGCUCCCAAAUGGGUCUCCGCCCUCCAAUCUCCUCCCCCUGCCAGAGCGAAGAACAAUGCGAUUGCCGACCCUCCCGGCUUCCAGCCGCAAGGUCCAACAAGCUCCUCCAAGAAACGUGAUGCUGCCAAGGACUCGAAGACACAGCAGCGGACCCCCCCGACGCCAGAGGAGGUAGAUACGCUGAAGCUCAAGAAGGCGUGGGAGGUUGCGCUCGGGCCAAUCAAGAACUUGCCAAUGACGGCGAUCAUGAUGUACAUGUCGGGCAACUCGCUGCAAAUAUUCAGCAUCAUGAUGGUAUUGAUGGCCUUCAAGAACCCGGUCAUGGGAGUGCUGGGGACCAACCAGGCGUUUGAGAGGUUCGAGACGGGAAGCAAUAGGGACAAGAUUCUGCAGGUGAAACUGGUAUACAUUGUUAUGCAGUUGGUUGCACUGGCACUGGGGAUAUGGAAGGUUAACGCCAUGGGGCUAUUACCGACAACAAGAUCAGACUGGCUUGCGUGGGAACCCCAAAGAGAGCCGUUGGAGUUUGCUGUACCUGCAUUAUAGACACCUUACUGGGCAAAGUCAUUCCGCCGAUUUAACAUUUCUGGGCUUCUGAAUUAACUCGUGGCUUCCACACCCGUUGAUCAUUGAGUUGUUGUUCCCGGUAUCUGCAUCCGUGUUGCUAACUUUGAUACGAUUUAUACGAAGGACGGUGACAAUAAAGUUGAAGGGAAUCAGUCAAACAUGCAGCCAGCUCCUUAUCUAUGCCGCAUCUCUAAAUUUCCAGUCUGGACGUGCAGAGCGAGCCUCUUUCCUCAUAGCGACCGUAAGGAAUGGAUGCGACAGUGGCGAUAUCAGUCUCUUUGACCGGGCUGCAGAUAACAAAACGAAUCACGACGACGUCGAAGAAUCAGAG
This is a messenger RNA of Phialemonium atrogriseum, 1427 nucleotides long. RefSeq lists its product as uncharacterized. Gene Ontology annotation, cellular component: EMC complex. The transcript has 3 exons. Bases 500 to 1075 code for a protein of 191 amino acids. Gene Ontology annotation, biological process: protein folding in endoplasmic reticulum. Lineage: Eukaryota; Fungi; Ascomycota; Sordariomycetes; Cephalothecales; Cephalothecaceae. The record is from RefSeq and is a predicted model, not a curated record.